AACCACAACUACAACAACAACAACACAAGGUGAUCCUGGAGAUAUAAGUAUAGAAUUUAUAUCUGGAGAUAUGAAUGGUAUAAAUCAAUAUGUAGGAUAUCCGUCCUUUGUGGUUCUAGAGAAUUCGGUGCCUAUGCCUAUUUCCCAAGUGAGAGCCGAAUGUAAUAACGCGAGCUAUAAUUCUUUCAUAAAAUACAGUGUAGAAGGUUCAAAGACUUUCUUUGCUGAUGAAGACACUGGUGAAAUUUAUGCAGUAAACCCGGCUGGUGGAAGUAGGAUGGAUAGUAUUUGCUCCGAGUCUGAAAUGAACUGCAGGGUUGUGGUUAAAGCAACGCUCAACUCUGUAUCAAAAAUUAUCACUGUUUAUGUUACCAGUGUGAGUGUAGAGUAUAUCCUUGUUGUCAAAUCUGACGAAAAUCCUGAAACUGUUCUGAAAAAUUUGAAUAUUAUCCAGGAGGAUAUUUGGUUCAGAUUAAUGAAUCUUCAGCUUGAGAACAAGUCGGAAAGACAGGAUGGAUUUAGAAACAGAAUGUUUCUAACGGCUCACAAGAUGUUAGACACUAGUUCAGGGUUUCUUACAUAUAGUGAAGCUGCUAUCAUUGCAAGAAAUGUUAGUGGUGUUACCAUAGAAAUAUCAGAGGGCUCUGAUGACAUAUUCAUACAUGAUACAGUUGACGAAGAAGAAGAUAGUAACACAGCUGUUCUGGUUAUUGCUCUUCUUUUAACCUUCCUUCUCCUAGGGAUACUCAUAUACAUUCUUAUCAUUAACAGAAGGCCUAUACAGAAAAUUAUAAGGAAGAAAAUGAAAUCAAGAAACGAAAACGCACCAAAGAUUGACAGACUUGAAGAUGUUCAAGAACCAACUCUAAACAGAAACCCAAUGACUUCCCAGGUAGCUAUAGGAUCUAAGGAUAUUUAUGGAGUUCCUGCUGUCGGGGGAGCAACACAGCAUGGUCUCAACAGGGAGAUAUCUUAUGAAUUAGAGAGAAGGCUUGAUGUUAAGGUGGGACAUAAUGCGGAUGUUUUUAAAUCUAAACCGGAUUCUGCGCUGCCGACUCAAGGAAAACCGGUUUCUAAACCAUCACCACCAGUACAGGGAAAACCGGUUCCUGAACCACCAAGAAAGGCAGUUACCGCGCCUGCACCACCCAAAAAACCAGUUCCUUCUGUUCCUGAACCAACAUAUACCCUGGAUGGAGUGAGAUUUAAUGAAAAGGCUGAAGUGGUAGAAGUAGCUCUUAACAAAAGAAAAGAUUCAUCCAGUUCUGGAACCUCGGAUAGCUCCAGCUCCUCCACAUCCUCCUCCGAUGGUUCAGAUGAGUCCUCCAGUUCAGAUGAAGCAGUUACAGCUAUUUAGAGUUUUAAAACAUAUCAUUAGAUAAUAUUAUGGGGUACUAGCUUAAGUGCCAUUCGUUGCCCGUGAUAUUUAAAAAAACACUUCAGAUAUAAAAUCAAACAAAAAAAAUUAAAUCAAAAUAAAAUAAAAAUUAUAAUUUUUCUUUAGCCAUGUUACCCACAGGAUACCCAUGGGUUUACUAAAAAAUAUAUAGAAAUAUGGGCGAAUAACUUUUUGAUAUUUAGGAAGAUACAAUGUUAGGUGUAUGCUCUUUUAAUAAUAAUAGAAUAUAUUUUAGAAAAAAAUGAAA
Molecule: messenger RNA, 1646 nt
Organism: Eurytemora carolleeae
Lineage: Eukaryota; Metazoa; Arthropoda; Copepoda; Calanoida; Temoridae
Source: RefSeq, a predicted model, not a curated record